Messenger RNA from Lactuca saligna, 303 nucleotides. The record is from the annotation of a GenBank genome assembly. Lineage: Eukaryota; Viridiplantae; Streptophyta; Magnoliopsida; Asterales; Asteraceae.
AUGGAUGCUCUGACAUUAAAGACUGAGAUGGUGAAAGUCUUAAUGGUUGAGUUAGAGAAUGUUGAGAAACAAGUCAGUGACCUGUUAUCUGAAAAAGCUAUUAUGAAAAGUUGUAUAGAAGAUGUGAAUGUGCUGCUUUCAGAUAUCAAUGAGACUCGUGACUCGGUGAUCAUAAUAACAGUUAAAAAGCAUCUCUUAGAAAAACUCAGGCCAGUGUUUGCAAUGGUCAAUCGACUGGAAGGUGUUCUGGAAUCAUGCUUUAUUCCGAAAACUGAUGGUGAAGAAGUCAAACAAUAUAAGUAG